AUGCUGGGAUAUGAUCUGUACAGCAGUGCUCUGGCGGAUAUUCUGAGUGAACCAACCAUGCAGCCACCUAUCUGUGUAGGCUUGUAUGCACAGUGGGGAAGUGGAAAAUCUUUCCUGCUCAAGAAACUGGAAGAUGAAAUGAAGACUUUUGCAGGACAGCAGAUUGAACCUCUGUUUCAGUUCUCCUGGCUUAUUGUAUUCCUCACUCUUUUGCUGUGUGGAGGUUUGGGUUUAUUGCUUGCUUUCACAGUGGAUGCAAAGCUUGGAAUAGCAGUGUCACUCAGCUUAUUAGCAGUUCUCUACAUUUUCUUUACUGUAAUUUACUUUGGUGGCCGAAGAGAAGGGGAGAGAUGGAACUGGGCUUGGGUGUUAAGUACAAGGUUGGCAAGACACGUUGGAUAUUUAGAGUUGCUUCUCAAACUCAUGUUUGUGAACCCACCGGAAUUGCCAGAGCAAACCACUAAAGCUUUACCUGUCAGAUUUUUGUUUACAGACUACAAUAGACUGUCCAGUGUAGGUGGAGAAACUUCAUUGGCUGAGAUGAUUGCUACGCUCUCCGAUGCAUGUGAAAGAGAAUUUGGUUUCUUAGCAACAAGGCUAUUUCGAGUUUUCAAGACAGAAGAUACACAAGGUAAAAAGAAGUGGAAGAAAACUUGCUGUCUCCCAUCCUUUGUGAUCUUCCUGUUCAUAUUGUCUUGCGUUGUUUCUGCGAUUGCGCUGCUGGCGAUUUUUAAUGUGGAAUCAGCCAACAUGACAGUGAACGUUAUUCUAAUAACAGUUACUUGCAUUGUUGGUUUGGCCUUUUUCUUGAAUUGCCGCACGUGGUGGCAAGUGAUGGAUUCGGUUUUGAACUCUCAGAGAAAACGUCUUCACAAUGCUGCCUCCAAGCUUCACAAGCUGAAAAGCGAGGGUUUCAUGAAGGUUUUGAAAUGUGAAGUGGAACUGAUGGCCAGAAUGGCAAAAACCAUUGACAGCUUCACUCAGAACCAGACAAGGCUUGUUGUAAUUAUCGAUGGAUUAGAUGCUUGUGAACAGGACAAAGUUUUGCAGAUGCUCGAUACUGUGAGAGUCUUGUUUUCAAAAGGCCCAUUUAUUGCUAUUUUUGCAAGUGACCCACAUAUUAUUAUAAAGGCUAUUAACCAGAAUCUCAACAGUGUUCUACGUGAUUCAAACAUAAAUGGACACGAUUACAUGCGAAACAUUGUCCAUUUGCCUGUUUUCCUGAACAGCCGAGGGCUUAGCAAUGCAAGGAAACUGAUGGCAGCAUCAACAACCAACGGGGAUAUUCCUUAUGCAGAUACUGCAGGAUUUCAUGAAGAGGUUGACAGGAGAGUUUCUCAGAACAGUCUUGGGGACAUGACCAAGCUUGGUAGCAAAACUGCUCUCAAUAGGCGGGACACCUACCGAAGACGCCAGAUGCAGCGUACCAUCACCCGCCAGAUGUCUUUUGAUUUGACCAAGCUGCUGGUUACAGAGGAUUGGUUCAGUGAUAUCAGCCCUCAGACCAUGAGGAGACUGCUAAAUAUUGUUUCAGUGACGGGUCGUUUAUUGAGAGCUAAUCAGAUCACAUUCAAUUGGGACAGACUGGCUAGCUGGAUCAAUCUCACAGAGCAGUGGCCAUACAGAACAUCGUGGCUUAUCCUACAUCUUGAAGAGACAGAAGGAAUUCCAGAUCAGCUCACUUUAAAAACCAUCUAUGAGAG
Molecule: messenger RNA, 1703 nt
Organism: Acanthisitta chloris (rifleman)
Lineage: Eukaryota; Metazoa; Chordata; Aves; Passeriformes; Acanthisittidae
Product: kinase D-interacting substrate of 220 kDa-like
Exons: 10
Source: RefSeq, a predicted model, not a curated record